AUGAUCAUCAAAACUACCUUGUUCCUCUAUUUUGCCACCGCGUGGGCUCAACAGGGUCCUCCUCCUGGCGGUGGACCGUGCUCGUCAAAUGAUCCCGCCACAUGUUGUUUAGUGGCAGGCCAGAGUGAGGGCCAGAUCAACUUGGAUGGCUCUUCUCUCCGGUACACAUGUGGUGCCUAUGCAAAUCCUUCCCAGGGCCAGGGACAUAUAGCAGCCAAUUCUCGCGAAUGUGCUUCUCUCUGUGCUAGCAAUCCUUCUUGCCAGGCAGCCUCGUGGAGUCUCGCUAAUAGUCAAAAGAGAUGCUAUUUCGCGAAAGGGGAAUCAUACGAGAUCCGCCAGAAUAGCAAUUGGCUGUUGUUGGAGCGCUUUAUUGAAGACGAUUCCAUCGACGGGAUUUGCCCCCCGGAUACGGUAUUCGUCGAUGGAAAAUGUGUGCCUGAUCAGGGUGAUACUGGCAGAGAGAUAGAAAGAUGUAAGGAGGAGAACUCUUCCCUUUUGCUGAAGGUGGAAAAGUGCCAAUCCAACAAGGAAGAAUGCACGACACAGUAUGAGCAGGUUCAAAGCGAGAAAGAAGCUUGUGGCAACCAGGUGACAGCCUGUCAAGAUAAGGUCACAAAUCUCGAGCUCGCCAAGUCGACCUGUGAAGCUCAAAAUACAGCCUGCGAGAGCCGAACGAGGGCCUGCAAAGACCGAAUCACGGACCUCGAACUCGCCAAAUCAACAUGUGAUGCUGAAAAGAAUUUUCAUAAGGACAAGGCAGAGACAUGCAACGCUAGGCUUACCGAUCUCGAGAGUGAACUGUCGACUUUGGAAAACAAACUUGGAAAGUGUGAAGUCGACAAAUCCGCCCUUGAAGCCCAGUUGCAUGAAUCUCAAGCCUGGCAGACUUGCCCGGCGAACUCCGUCAAGGUUGCGGCGGCUGGUGGACAGGAUUUUAAGAUCUGGUGUAACCAGCACUGGCACACAUGGGGUGAUGUGGGGGCGCCUCGGGCACACUCACUCAAGCAUUGCGCUGAGCUCUGUGCCGCUGAGCCUCGGUGCAAGAGUGCGAUAUAUGCCUACGAAGCCGCAGAUGCUACGUUCAAAUAUGGUUGCGUUUUCAAGAGCAACCUGCGCAUUAAUGGACCGGCUGAAUAUCGAGACAGUGGCUGGCAUACCGUUAGCAAGCUUGAGUAG
Molecule: messenger RNA, 1176 nt
Organism: Penicillium cinerascens
Lineage: Eukaryota; Fungi; Ascomycota; Eurotiomycetes; Eurotiales; Aspergillaceae
Exons: 3
Coding region: 1-1176 (391 amino acids)
Source: RefSeq, a predicted model, not a curated record